Messenger RNA from Adineta ricciae, 498 nucleotides. The record is from the annotation of a GenBank genome assembly. Lineage: Eukaryota; Metazoa; Rotifera; Eurotatoria; Adinetida; Adinetidae.
AUGUCAAGUAGACUUCAUGCGAGUUCGAUGAACUUUCUCACAUCAAUGAUCGAUAUUUCUCGAUUAGUCGAAGUUAAAUUAGAAAGUUUUUACUUUGGUAAACUAAACAAACAUUUAUUGUUUGAAAUAGUUACAAUUAUUGGACAUUCAACCAAUCUUUCAUCGCUGAUAAUCUAUAAUCGCUAUUGUAAAUAUGAGUUAUAUCCAUUUUUGAACGAUUUAUGUUCAAUCCUUCCACGUCAGAUAAAAUAUUUACGCCUACCUAUCAAUCGAUUAAACCAAAUCGAAAUGAUUAUGAAACGAUGUCCAUAUCUUUCAGUCAUACAAGUGGCAAUAUCACGUUCAAGAUUUUCAAAAGAAGUCGUCGAUUGGUUUUCUGAAAAUACUUUGGAUUCGAUAUGUCGGAAACAGAAUAGUUGUGAUUUCAUAUGGAUUGGAAAGAAGAAAACAAAUGAUAUCAGAUACAAUCCCAAACGAAUCAAGUUGAACGAUGAUUAA